CCCGCCCCGCCCAUCUCCAGUCCUCGGGUCUCUGCUGCGCAGCGCUACCGACCCUCGACCGCCACCGCCAAAAUGUCUGCAGACGUGCCUGCAGGUUCAAGUGCUGCUGUUGGCAGCAGUAGAAGACUUCAGCAGACGCAGAAUCAAGUAGAUGAGGUGGUGGACAUAAUGAGAGUCAAUGUGGACAAGGUGUUAGAAAGAGAUCAGAAACUCUCCGAGUUAGAUGACCGUGCAGAUGCGCUGCAGGCAGGAGCUUCUCAGUUUGAAACAAGUGCUGCCAAGUUGAAGAGAAAAUACUGGUGGAAGAAUUGCAAGAUGUGGGCCAUAGGGAUUACUGUUCUGAUCAUUGUCAUCAUCAUCAUUGUUGUGUGGAGUGUUUCUUCAUGAAGAACCAGUGAAACUGAAGCCUACUGUUCAAGAAACCGCUUCAAGACUUUUCACUUAGAACCUGCUAUAUUAUCAAGCUUACCUACUGUUAUAUCUAAAAUGAUUAUUUUUUGUUAUUUAAUGUAAAGUUCAAUUUCUAGGAACCGUGCCUUUGUUUUUUUAAUAUGCACUCCAAACUAGAAGUGUGGCCAGCCCCUCCCUCAUUUUGCACAAAGCCUUUACAGAUUUACACACGGGCUGAUGAAGCAUACUUCGUAAGUUCCAGAGUGCUGUAAUCCAGGUGUAGUGUUGUCACUAAUUAAUCGCCAUUGAUUCCAGUUAAGGAAAUUGGUUCCAAGUUAGCUACCUUUGUCAAAUGGCAUUAUUCUCAGAACCAUAUUUUAAACAUUUGGGUAGUCAAAUUUUCAACUUGUGCCUUCCAGAAAGAACACUACUGCCGAACACAAAUCCGUGACAACAGGCUGUGCCUUAUUUUGAUAUUUUUCUGAUUCCCUGUAAGAGAACCCUCUACUUUUUGUAACAACUACUGACUCUCGCUACAUUUAAAAUAAGAUGCUGGUAGAGUUUUUGCUCUUACAUUAGAUAUGAAGAUGUUUACUUCCUUGUUAUUAUGUAGCAUUUGCUAAAAACAUUAUUUUAAUCAGAAAUGACCCCUGUAAAAAGUUUUUAUAGAACUAUGGCUAUGACCAAAGUUUCUAUUUUGCCAAAAAUUUAAAUACAGAUAGAAUGUCCUUAAGUCUAUUCCUGACAGAUAAAUUCAAAGAAGUGCCAAA
Tupaia belangeri chinensis (Chinese tree shrew) is the source of this 1160-nucleotide messenger RNA. RefSeq names its product vesicle associated membrane protein 3 (gene VAMP3). Bases 73 to 387 code for a protein of 104 amino acids. The record is from RefSeq and is a predicted model, not a curated record. Gene Ontology annotation, biological process: vesicle-mediated transport. Gene Ontology annotation, cellular component: membrane. NCBI's taxonomy places the organism in Eukaryota, Metazoa, Chordata, Mammalia, Scandentia, Tupaiidae. The transcript has 5 exons.